AAAGUACCUGAAGGUAUUUCGGCGCAGUGUAAUUUGAAUAUUUAGAGUGAGUAACACGGUUGAACUUGCGCAGUGGAUAAACUAAGUUAGAAACCAAUAUGAAAGUGUCAUGCACCCUUGUAUUGGCGGUGCUGAUUGGCACCGCUUAUGCAGCACCUCGUUGGGAAGAGCUGAGCCAUCCACAGACAGCUGCCUUCAGUCAUAUCGACGACGUUCAACGCUGGCGACAAUAUCGAGAAGACCUCAAGGAAUUUUAUAAAAACAAGUACGCUGGGCUCAAAGAAGUUCAUGAACAAUUGAACCGGAGGAAUGAUUCGGAUGAAUCGCAGGAAGACGUGAGCGAUAAAUCUUCACUCGAAUCUAACGAGUCUGCUAAGAACUCACAUUCCGAGGAAUCCGUAGAAAAAGUGAAGUCAGUCGAAAAGUCAAGCUCACAUUCCGAAGAAGAUGAUACCGUAGAAGAUGAUUCUAGGGAGCGAUCAAAUUUUAAAGGAUCAUUGAGGAAUUUCCCGGUGAUUAAGAACAGCCCGGUAUUUCCGUUGCUUGACAAAAUUAUCGCAUCACACCGUCGAAGGCCUGAAAAUACCCACUCUCAGUCUGGUGGCUCACACGUAACUGAUAAUGCGGCAAAUGCUUUUGCACGGCCACCAAACGCUGACUCUGCAUCUACUACUGGAGCAGUACCCACAAAUUCGCAAUCCAGUUCCCAGGUAGUACAUGCCAGUGAAUCAGAUGCCUCUGCCCCAGCAUCAUCGCCUGUUUCUGCACCUGCAAUUGGGGUUAGCCCUGGAAACUCACAAUCGAGUUCAGUAAUUGCACCUGCUACCGGAUCGAGCGCUUCUACUGCUCCAUCAUCUGUGGCGUCUGGACAAAUUGGUGAAGUUAGUUCUGCUUCCUCAACGUCAUCUUCGGCAUCUUCAGCAGGAGAAACCGGCGCAUCAUUGGCAGGAGGUAGCGGUGCAGGAUCAAAAGAUGGUGACACCGGUGCUGCACCAGGAACUGAUGACAGUUCUUCCUCUUCCGUAUCAUUGGUAGCUCCUGAACCAGUUGUUGACGCAAGUGCUGGUACACCUGAAGCGUCACCAGCUUCUAAACCAGUCCCCAAUACUAGCUCUGACGCACCUGCUGCAUCGGUAACUUCCGAACCGUUUGAUGGCGCAAGUGCUGGUACAGCUGCAGCAUCACCAGCUUCUGAACCGGUCGCUGAUUCCAGUUCUGACACCUCUGCACCAUCGGUAAUUUCCGAACCGGUUGUUGACGCAAGUGCUGGCACAGCUGAAGUGUCACCAGCUUCUGAACCAGUUGCCGAUGCCAGGCCUGACGCCUCUGCACCAUCAGUAAUUCCUGAACCAAUCGUUGACGCAAGUGCUGGUACAGCUGAAGCGUCACCAGCUUCUGAACCAGUUGCCGAUACCAGUUCUGACACCUCUGCAGCAUCCGGAACUUCCAAACCAACUGUUGACGCAAGUGCUGACACAGCUGAAGCGACACCAGCUUCUGAACCGGUCGCUGAUGCCGGUUCUGACGGCUCUGCACCAUCGGUAAUUUCCGAACCGGUUGUUGAUGCAAAUGCUGACACAGCUGAAGCGUCACCAGCUUCUGAACCAGUUGCCGAUGCCAGUUCUGACACCUCUGCAGCACCCGCAACUUCCGAACCAACUGUUGACGCAAGUGCUGACACAGCUGAAGCGACACCAGCUUCUGAACCAGUUGCCGAUGCCAGUUCUGACACCUCUGCAGCACCCGCAACUUCCGAACCAACUGUUGACGCAAGUGCUGACACAGCUGAAGCGACACCAGCUUCUGAACCAGUUGCCGAUGCCAGGCCUGAUGCCUCUGCACAACCAGUAACUCCUGAACAGGUUAUUGGCGCAAGUGCUGACACAGCUGAAGUGUCACCAGCUUCUGAACCGGUUGCUGAUGCCAGUUCUGACGCCUCUGCAGCAUCCGUAACUUCCGAACCGAUCGUUGACGCAAGUGCUGACACAGCUGAAGCGCCUCCAGCUUCUGAACCGCUUGCUGAUGCCAGUUCUGGCGCCUCUGCACCAUCGGUAAUUUCCGAACCUGUUGUUGACGCAAAUGCUGACACAGCUGAAGUGUCACCAGCUUUUGAACCAGUUGCUGAUGCUAGUCCUGAUGCUGACAUUAACGCUGUUGUUUUUACAGCCGCGGUAGCUUCUGACCCUACAGCUGAUGCCAAUCGUACUACUUCUCCAUAAUUGAUAGUCCUGGAACCAGUUGCUGUCACCAGAUACUUGCCACGAAAUGAUCAUCAUCCGUUGCACGGGCAGCUGCUUUUAACUAAAUUGUUACACAACGCAUCUAACGCACAAUAACCAUACUUGGCUCUACCGUUAGUAUUUUCAAUGCAUCUUCCACAACCACUCUUAUACUCAGUACAACCAGUGUUAUGUCUAAUAUCCAAAUCAAUUUUUUUGGUACUAACAUUAUCGUGUUUCGAGUAACUGAUAUUGUAAGAGGGACCACUGCGACUGGAUUCGAUUCCUUUAUCGGAAGAAUAUCUUCGGUACGAACAUCUUUGAUUCCCAAACUAUAACUGUCGCUGACAUCUCAGAAAAAAUACGAGUGACGUCGCUAUUCCCAGUACGAUCAGACCUAGUUUACUAACAACCCAAUAUUCAAUCAGGUCCACUUCCAAUGGGAUCAUAGAAAUGAGAGCAGAAAUUUAAACCGAAUAAAUAGCAGACGUAUAAAUGCACGUAAUACUAAAUAUUUAGGUAUCAUCCCAUACGUGUAAUCAUCCCCAGGAACACAACUUUACCGCAUCGAUAAUGAGCUGAAUUUAAAAUAAAUAAUAGACCAGAAGUGAUGUUAAAUCGUGGUAAAAUCAUACUGUUAGUGUGGAAAUAUGUAUAUUCAUACGAUGAAAAUAUAUCCAACAAUUUAAAAAAUUGCAUAAUUAUCUGAAUUAUUGAUUCGAAACGCCUAAAUUUCAAUGCAAUCUUAGUAAUUCACUCGAUAAUAUGAGUGUUUCAAGUUAUUUGUAAAUGGUAUUCCCUAGUUUAUUUUCUUAACAUGAGUACAUUGUAGGUAUAAUACGGUUCUCGUUCGGUUUAACGGUAGCGUAAACUCAUCCGUACUAUUAUCUAAUUUAUCUACGAAAUGUAGUGACUACAGUACUUUAGCCAGUACAGAAAUAAAGCAUGUGUAUUAUCAAAUGA
Neodiprion virginianus is the source of this 3182-nucleotide messenger RNA. RefSeq names its product mucin-4-like. NCBI's taxonomy places the organism in Eukaryota, Metazoa, Arthropoda, Insecta, Hymenoptera, Diprionidae. The transcript has 2 exons. The record is from RefSeq and is a predicted model, not a curated record. The coding region runs from base 99 to 2219 and encodes 706 amino acids.